AUGACGACCAUAAUCCGCAAGGAGACUCCGGCUACGUCUCAAGACAAAGAAACCUCGAAAGAAAAGCAGCCUCUGAACAAGGAGAAGAGUUCUGCUAUGGAGAUCGACGAGAUCGACCCAGAAUGCUCGGAAGUUACCCCGACACGCCCUUCCACACCGGAAAUCAGGAUCUUAUCGAAGGAAGAUCAAGUCAAACUCCGGGUGAAAGAGCACGUAGGGCUCUGGAAACAAUGUCUAGUCGCCUCCAGGGAAGGACCGACCGCAAGGCUACGAGCCUUACUGACUACCGCUCAGGAGAGUCAGAAGGCUCUUCAGAAACUCAUCGACAACGAAGAGAUAGAGAGUUAUGUGAAGGGUUGGAACCCAUGGGAAGAAAAGAAGAUACAUUUCCCCUCUCCACCCAAAAAGAAUCUUAUGAAGUUCAAACGGAACGAGCCCGGCAAGAAGCAAAGCUCAAGCUCGACCAACUUCUCCGACCCCGCCAAAUGGAAGAAGGUGACGGACCUCCUCCAAAUGGCUUCCGGGCUAUACCAGAACGUCUAA
Messenger RNA from Puccinia graminis f. sp. tritici CRL 75-36-700-3, 543 nucleotides. RefSeq lists its product as uncharacterized. NCBI's taxonomy places the organism in Eukaryota, Fungi, Basidiomycota, Pucciniomycetes, Pucciniales, Pucciniaceae. The coding region runs from base 1 to 543 and encodes 180 amino acids. The record is from RefSeq and is a predicted model, not a curated record. The transcript has a single exon.